Cyprinus carpio (common carp) is the source of this 1311-nucleotide messenger RNA. RefSeq names its product homeobox protein HMX3-like. Bases 146 to 736 code for a protein of 196 amino acids. NCBI's taxonomy places the organism in Eukaryota, Metazoa, Chordata, Actinopteri, Cypriniformes, Cyprinidae. The record is from RefSeq and is a predicted model, not a curated record. The transcript has 2 exons. Gene Ontology annotation, molecular function: RNA polymerase II transcription regulatory region sequence-specific DNA binding; DNA-binding transcription factor activity, RNA polymerase II-specific. Gene Ontology annotation, cellular component: nucleus. Gene Ontology annotation, biological process: regulation of transcription by RNA polymerase II.
CAUCAUCAUUUUCUCUGCAGCGCGCGGCAGAAUCGCGUCAGUUCUUCUCUCAUGGAUCCGCGCUGCGCUUCUCACUUCAGACUGGAGUAACUUUCUUCUUCUUCAUCAUCAGCAGCAGCUUCAUCUUCAGUGCUGAGUCUCACCGAUGGAGGAUAAAACACAAGAAGUGAAAGAUUCUCCGUUUUUCAUCAAGAACCUGCUUCGGAAACCCGAUGAGCCCCGAGCUCGUGUGACUCUCCUGCGCUUCUGCGCGAGCGGCCCGAACAUCGUCGCAGCAGAUGGAGUCAGAGGCGCGGCAGAGGUGCAGGAUUCGGACCCUAAAGACGAGGACGAGGAGCUGCUCCUGGACUCGGACUCAGACGAGCAGAAGACGGAGGAGAGCUCUCAGAAGAAACUCUGCCGCAAGAAGAAGACCAGGACUGUGUUUUCCCGCGCUCAGGUGUUCCAGCUGGAGUCCACCUUCGACCUGAAGCGAUACCUGAGCAGCUCGGAGCGUGCGGGACUCGCAACGGCGCUGCACCUGAGCGAGACGCAGGUAAAGAUCUGGUUCCAGAACCGCAGGAACAAGUGGAAGAGACAGAUUGCCGCUGAGCUGGAGGCCGCCAGCCUUGGGCACGUGCAGAGGAUUGUGCGCGUGCCCGUCCUCUACCACGAGCACGCAGGGGGAGAGAGCGCCCCCGCGGCCCUGGCCUUCGCGCACGCGCUUUAUUACCCACACGCGCUGAGACUGACCUGAACUAACUAACCAACUAACCCAUCAGAGACUUAACCACCUGACCCUGCCUCAGAUCCAGGAGUUCACUCUCUCACAGACUGACCAGCCCUGAACUCAGUGUCUGUAAAAACAGAAAACUAUUUUUUAUUAUAAAAAGUCUUGCUUUGCUGAGGAGCGCUUGGUUCAGCAAAUCACAGGUGCAGCUGUGUUUAUUAUUAUUAUUAUUAUUAUUAGUCUGAAAUAGGCGGAUUUUCUCUCUUUUCCAUAAAGAUGUGUCUAAAUGCCACACUAAAGUCAGUCCUUCUCAGUUUUUCUGUGGUUGUCUCAUGUCAGUAAAAUAAGGAAAUGCUGGAAAAACACAUUUUUCUGAAUAUAUUUUAUUCCUGCUGUAAGAUCUUUUUACAUGCAGGUUUUCAUUCCAGGACUACAGUAUUAUACUACUGAAAUUAAUCGUUAUUUCUCAGUGUGGAUGUUCACAUGCACUAGUAAAUAUGUGACCCUGGAGCACAAAUCCAGUCAUAAGGGUUAGUCUUUUAAAAUUGAGAUUUCUACAUCAUCUGAAAGCUGAAUAAAUAAUCUCUCCAUUGAUGUGUGGU